AUGGAUUUCUUUAGCAGAGGAUACAAAGGACUUCUUGGUGAUAAAGGACAGCACCAAUCUGUGGAGGACACGAUCGCAAAAUUAGUCGAUCGUGUUAGUAAUUCUACGUUGUUAGAGGAUAGACGUGCCGGCAUAUUAGGCCUAAAAG
Molecule: messenger RNA, 148 nt
Organism: Acaulospora morrowiae
Lineage: Eukaryota; Fungi; Glomeromycota; Glomeromycetes; Diversisporales; Acaulosporaceae
Source: the annotation of a GenBank genome assembly